This is a messenger RNA of Caenorhabditis bovis, 2820 nucleotides long. The record is from the annotation of a GenBank genome assembly. NCBI's taxonomy places the organism in Eukaryota, Metazoa, Nematoda, Chromadorea, Rhabditida, Rhabditidae.
AUGUCGGGCGAAAAAGAGGAAGCGUUGAUCUUCAAUAUUGGGGACACCGUUUCUGGUUACAAAAUUGUUGAAAAAAUCGACGAAGGCGGUUUUGGGCAGGUGUUCAAAGUCAGCAAAAACGACAAGAUUUAUGCGAUGAAAAUUGAGUCAAAUAUGCAAGAGGGCGGCUCGGCGAUCAAACUCGAAAUCGACGUUCUAAUGGAUUUGAAGGCGAAAAAGGUGCCGCAUUUUCCGAUGGUUUAUCAGGCCGGCAAGCGGCCCAAAUAUCAUUUUCUUGUGAUGGAGCUUCUCGGCGAGAAUCUCAAAUCGUUGCGAUUCAAAAGCUCGAAUCCCGAUUGCCUUUCGCCGAGCACGUGGACUCGAAUCGGCAUUCAGUGCUUAUAUGUUGUGAAGCUUCUCCACGACAGCGGCUUCGUCCAUCGCGACAUCAAGCCGUCGAACUUCGCGAUGGGGCUCAGCGUCGACGACGCGCUCAAAGGCCGCAUGGUGUUUCUGUUCGAUUUCGGCCUCGCGCGUCGAUUCGUCCUCAAGCAGAGCGCGUCGGCGCGCCAACACAACGUCUAUCGAUCGUCGAACGAGCAGCACAGCGAUGAGCGCGAGGUGAAGGCGCGACCGCGCGAGAGCCUACGCGAGAAGCGAAGCCAUCUCGACAAGAUCAAUCGGCGGCUGACGAACAAGAUGUCAGCGACGGCGAAAAUCACGCAGUCGAUGAGGAAGAAGCAGGAACCAUCGCUUCCGUCGGCAAUUGAAGCCUCGAAAUGCGAUAUUGAGUGUGCGGAAGCUAAGAAGAGCAUGAUGGUGGAAGCGAAUAGUGGUCCAGUGUAUCGAUUCCGAGUGGCGCGACCACACACCGAUUUUCGCGGAACUCAACAGUACGCUUCGCCGAACGCCCAUAAUCAGAUUGAGCUGGGACGCGCCGAUGACGUGUGGUCAUUGAUGUACAUGAUGGCCGAGAUGACCAAUCCGCUGCCGUGGACGCUGCCGGAGAAUGAGGACACCCCGAUCGAGGACAUCAAGAAUCGAACGACGAUUCAGGCGUUGUUCAAGAAUGACGUCUUCGCAAAAAUUGACGACAAUUUGAAGAGCUGCAACUACUACAUGUCGCCGGAUUAUGAAUUGAUCUAUCAGACGCUUCGAGGCAUUCUCGAGAAAUGCGGCGCUUCGUGGACGGACCCGUAUGAUUGGGAGACGGACCGACUGACGACCUACGUGAAAUGGAAGGACGAGAAGGCGAAACAGCGGAUCGUCUAUCGAUGGGAGGAGUCGACGGAUUUCUUUAGGACUGAUCCAUGGGAGAAUCUGCCGAAGCCGACGAAGCGCGUCAAAUCGGAUGAGAAGGUGAAGAAGGAUGAGGCGAAGAAGGGCGCUCCGUUCAAUCCGAGGCGAUUCUCGAAGGAGGCUUUGGAGGAAACUCCGCCGGAACGAAAGCUUGGCUACGCGAAGCGUGCGAUGUCGACGACGAAUGCCGCCGCGCCGAAUGCCGCCGAUGAACCGGCGAUGAAGUCGAUCAUGAUUCCCGAUGACAUGAUUGAGCAGGGCUCCAAAGCCACCGCCACCAAGAAGACGCUGAAAUUGGCGAAGAAGAAGUCGGAUAGGAUGAAGAUAUCGAAUCGCGACCUCCUCAUCGGACUACCAAUUGUUCUAUAUUCGAUUCGUGUUGGAUCUUGUCUUCGGCGUUGUUUCGAUUUUCUACGAGAUUUCGGGUCCAACGUCGUCGCCGCGCGCUUCAUUCUCGCACUUCUCAUCGCGAUCGAGCGCGUUUUGGCCAUCUGCUUCCCAUUCCAAUAUCACGUUCAACGCAAAAAGGUGCCCCUAGUGGCCGUCAUUCCUCUCAUAUCAAUCGGCUCGGCGUUCGAGGAUCUCCUCUACUUCCAUAUUUGUGGCGUCGAACCGUUCCUCAAAUCAUGCUCGGUGUUCGUGUGCACCUGGAACUUCUGCUUCACCACCAUCUAUAACAAUUACAAGCUGACGAUUGGCGCCCUAACCGCAUUGGUCACAAUGAUUCUGCUCGUCAGAAUAGUUCUGAUGAAUCACGUGAUGCUCAGCAACGAUCUCUGUCGGGCGAGCAAAUUGUGUCUCGUCGAUGUGCUCAUGACAUUGACUUUCGACUUCACGCCAUUCGUGCUCACCAAUUUCUUUCACCAACGCCUGGUUUCGACGGCGGAGCUCGGACCAUUCAACUCGGUGCUCAAAUCGGCCAUCUGCAGUGUCGACGCCGUCGUCGCGUUGCUGAUGACAGCGCGCACCGUCAAAACCGAAGCACAGCGUCGGCAAGAACAAAAAGAAGACGACGAUGGCCUGAUUCCGUGUCUGAUGUCAACACUCGGAUGUGUGUCGUCGUUCGCCGCCGCCGUCGUCGGCUUCUACAAUGUCCAUAUUGUGUUGAGCCAUCCAUAUUUUCGACGAAAAUACGAAUAUCAGCUAUUCUUUUUUCGAUUCAUCGCCGAUUUUAUAAUGACGGCCACUUCGUCCGUCUAUUAUUUCAAUUUGAUCGUCUCGGUGCACAGCGACGUGACGCCGAUUCGGAGCACCGUCGGCUAUUGGCUCGGUUUGGUGGUGUCGAGUUCGGCGACGUGUCGCGUCUUCACCUCGCUUCUCAUCGCCGCCGAGAGGACAUUGGCGGUUUAUUUCCCGGCCGAAUUUCAUAACUAUCGUGCGAAACUCCACAAAUUCGUUUUGCCACUCGUCGCGCUCUCGGUCUCAUCGCUCGACGCCAUCGUGCUCUACGUCGUGUGCGCCUAUCGAUUCACGCCGAAUCUCGAGUGCAUCGUGUUCACAUGUCAGACGAAUAUUCAUGCUUCAACGGCUACUAUGCGAUGA